Molecule: messenger RNA, 1180 nt
Organism: Candoia aspera
Lineage: Eukaryota; Metazoa; Chordata; Lepidosauria; Squamata; Candoiidae
Gene: IER3
Product: immediate early response 3
Exons: 2
Coding region: 31-579 (182 amino acids)
Biological process (GO): DNA damage response; negative regulation of apoptotic process
Cellular component (GO): nucleus
Source: RefSeq, a predicted model, not a curated record
UGCCUUCUCUCCGCAGUUGGCUGGACGACCAUGUGCUACGCCUGCAAGCCGACACUGCCGCCGCUGCCGCCGCACAGCAUGCCCCAAAUCUCCAGGAGAGCCGAGCCUACCGAGCCCCAAUACUUCACUUUUGAUCCUCUCCCGGAGGACGAGAAGGGUCCUGCCCACAGGAACUUCUCCAAGACCAGCAAACUCAAGAAACGUUCCCGGAAAGUACUCUACCCUCCAGUGGUAAAGCGUUACUACCCCACUGAGGGGCGCAGCUAUGCUAAACACCUCCUCUUCCUCUUCCUCGCCGUCGUCUUCUUCCAAGUCUACAGUGCAGAAGAAGACCACCUCCUUGCCGGAGCCACCCUUGAAGACAACAUAUCUGGCUGCUCUCAGCAGGGCUGGGAAUCUCAGGGCCAACCUGUCCUUUCGGAACAGCCCAUCACCACAGAGCAGCCUGUUGUACCAGCCUCCUCGCUGGAAAUCCCGGCGGAGGCCAAUGCUUCUGACUGGCACUGGGAAGAGGACAGGUCAUCCGGGUCUGCAGUUGACAUUACCCAUUUUCUGCAGCAGAAUCCAGCUGCUUUCUGAAGACCAACCCCUCCCACCAGAGGGAGAAAUGGACCAAGGCCUAGUCUGGAAAGUCACACUGAGGGACUGCCGUUGUCAUGGGCAAGACCCGGGCUUUAGAAAAGCCUGUUUCUAAAGCAGGAGCGAAGGUGGAGGAACUUGCGUGUUCCUGCCAGAGCUUGCUGAGUGAGGCUGACGUCAUAAAAACUUGAACUGAACUGACACUGCAUUAUGAAACAGGAGGAGGACAUUCCCUGUUGCUGCAAUAGAAGGAAGGGAAGGGUGAUAUUUAAUAUUUAUAUUUAUUAAUAAUAAUAAUAAUAAUAAUAUCUAUUUGUAAUUUUAACUGACUUUUAUUUAUGGGAGAUAAUAUGGAAAAUGCUGCUCGUGUGCUGCACCGUAAACUUUAAAAGAGCCCUUGUAAUGUUUGUGUCUCUCUAGCAAGGCAGAAUUAUGCUAGAGUUUGUUGGCCAUAAAUCUUUGAUAGGAAGAAGGCCUGAUUUUUUAAAACAAGGCCCGUUUUUAUGAUUUAUACGUUGGAGAAGGGACAAUGUUUUAAUGAAGGUUAUACUGUGAUUGCUGAAAUCCUGCAGGUAGUGUUGUGAUGCUCCGGUGCAUUUGG